Molecule: messenger RNA, 2214 nt
Organism: Cladocopium goreaui
Lineage: Eukaryota; Dinophyceae; Suessiales; Symbiodiniaceae
Source: the annotation of a GenBank genome assembly
AUGGAAAUCGAUCGCAAACAGAGCGUCGACAGCGAGUCGGCGAUCCUCGUCGGAGUGCAACUGGCCGACAGCCCGAAGCUGUCGGAGGAACCGCUGGAGGAACUCGCCGGUCUGGUCGAGUCGGCCGGCGCCGAGAUCGUCGGCCGCCUGACCCAGCGACGCGAAAGCCCCGACAUCGCCACCUACGUCGGCAAGGGCAAGCUCGAGCAGCUCGAGCAGAUGGUCAAGGCGUCCGAUGCGGACGUCAUCGUCUUCGACAACGACCUCUCGCCCGCUCAGGUCCGCAACCUGGAGCAGGCCACGAAGGCGAAGGUCCUCGACCGGACCGAGCUGAUCCUCGACAUCUUCAGCACCCGCGCCCAAACGCACGAGGCGCGCCUCGCGGUGGAGCUCGCGCAGCUCGAGUACUCGCUGCCGCGGCUCAAACGGAUGUGGACCCACCUGUCGCGCCUGAAGAUGGGCGUCGGCAUGCGGGGUCCCGGUGAGAAGCAGCUCGAAACCGACCGCCGCCUGGUCGAGAAGCGGAUCAGCGACCUGAAGCGCGACCUCGACAAGGUGCUUCACCGCAAGGAGCGCGAGGUCGCCGCGCGAGGCGACCGGAUGACCGUCUCGCUGGUCGGCUACACCAACGCCGGCAAGAGCACGCUCCUGAACACGCUGACCGACUCGAAGGUCUACGCCCAGGAUCAACUCUUCGCCACGCUCGACACCCGCACCCGCCAGUGGCGUCUGCCCGGCUGGGGCCCGGUGCUCUUGAGCGACACCGUCGGCUUCAUCCGCGACCUGCCGCACCGCCUGAUCGCGAGCUUCAAGGCGACGCUCGAGGAGUCGCGUCAGGCCGACCUGCUGCUGCACGUCGCCGACGCCAGCAGCCCCUCGGCCUGCGAUCAGGUGCGCGCCGUCUACGCGGUGCUCGAGGAGCUCGGCAUCGAGCAGAAGGACACGCUGCUGGUGCUCAACAAGGCGGACUGCGCCGAAGAGACCUCGCUGACCGUUCUUGAAGAGCGCUACCCCGGCGCGGUGCGCGUCAGCGCCAAGACGGGCGAGGGGCUCGACCGGCUCGCGAUGGCCGUCAGCGAUGCGCUGAGCCGCGACUUCAUUGAGGCGGACAUCGAGACCUCCGUCGGCAACGGUCGGCUGCUGGCGUACCUCGCCAAGCACGGCGAGAUCCUCAGCCGCACGUUCACUGAGGACCGCGUGGUCGUGCACUGCCGCGUGCCGCGCAAGUACCUCGGUCGCGUUUCGACCGACGAGGCGGACAUCCGCCCGCGCGAGAACCCCGCGCCGGAGGACGCCGUCGCCGGCGUCGCCCCGCCGCUCGACGGUUGCGCGACACCGCCGAACGUCAAACGAUCAAGAGACACCCUAGCCCCGACCAAGCUUGGUCGGGGCUACUUCGUUGACACGCAGCCGAACCGUCACCAAUUCGUGGUUAUGAAGCAGCUCGCCGGCCAACGGGCGCUCGUCACCGGCGCCUCCGGCGGGCUCGGACGGGCGCUCGCCAUUCGGCUGGCGCGAGACGGCGUCGCGACGAUCCUCUUCGCUCGCGGCCGCGACGGUCUCGACGACACGGCCCAAGCGAUCGCCCGAGUUGGUUCGACUCCCUUCAUCUGCGUCGGAGAUGUGACCAACGCUAGCGACCGCCAGCGAGCGCUCGCCGCGGCGCGAGACGAACUCGGCGGGCUCGACCUGCUCGUGAACAACGCCGGCGUCAGCGCCCACGGCCGCUUCCACGAAUCGUCGCCCGACCGACUGCGGCAGAUCAUGGAGGUGAACGUCUUCGCCGCCGCGGAGCUGAUCCGCGAGGCGACGCCUCUGUUGGCGGAGAGCGAUCGCGGCUGCGUCGCCAACGUCGGCUCGAUCCUCGCCUGGCGCGGCGUGCCCCAUAAGGCCGAGUACUCGGCGAGCAAGUUCGCGUUGCGUGGCCUCAGCGAAGCGAUCCGCCCCGAGCUGGCCCGGCUCGGCGUCCACGUGCUGCACGCGUCCCCCGCGACGAUCGACACGGCGCUGUUCGACCACCUCGUCGACAAGCACGGUGAGAUCCCGUGGAAGCAACCGCGCGGCUACCCGCCCGAGCGCGUCGCCGACCGCAUCGUCCGCGGUGUCGCACGCCGCAAGAACGAGGUCGCCAUCGGCUGGAAUGACUGGGCGUUCGUCCGCGCCGCCCGCUUCUCCCCCUGGCUGCUCGACCGCGUGCUAAACCGUUACGGUUAG